CAAUGAAUUGCUGGAGUGGGGUGCCUACUUUAUUCAAUUUUCGGGUCCACUCUGUGAGGCUGCUUAAAGCAAAGCACCCUCGAAUUCAAAUACAGUCGGCAGCAGGAACUGACUGGGGUCUGGUCAAAGUGGAACAAGGAUCGGGAACUGGAAAUCUGGCUACCCGCAACACUCUGGACACAGCUCGAGCUCAAGCACCGAGAAAGGAUUCCGGAUUCGGGAUACGGGAUACGGUUUCAAGAGCCCGGCUGUAUCGACAGCUCCGAAGUAGUCCCAAGUCGGUUGGGGGAUCCUCCCAUCGACCAUCGCUACUCCUACUCCUGUCAGCUCCUUUUGCCGGCUUUCGCCAGCCAUUUACUACUCAUUUUACCACUUGAUUGUGUUUGCACAACAUUUCAGAAAGCGUCGCGCCAUCGGCAUUUUGCACUGCAGCAAGCCAGCAACCCAAAAAUGAAACAAAAAACCACAGAAAUUUGAAUCGCAAAGGCGUCACGGGGAGCCAACAUUCGAAGAUGUGAAUUGGAAAUAAUAUAAAUUUUCGGUAAUAUAAAAUGAAGUUAUUAGUUAAAAGCGAACAUAUAAAAGAACUG
Messenger RNA from Drosophila santomea, 590 nucleotides. RefSeq lists its product as uncharacterized. The coding region runs from base 3 to 377 and encodes 124 amino acids. The record is from RefSeq and is a predicted model, not a curated record. The transcript has 2 exons. NCBI's taxonomy places the organism in Eukaryota, Metazoa, Arthropoda, Insecta, Diptera, Drosophilidae.